GACAUCAUGGUGUCCGUGCGGAUUUUUAGAAUACGCCUGCUGUUCUGCUUUCUGGCUGCGUUCUUCAUCUCUGCCCUUGCUGAGGAACACGUAGGAGAGAGUCAACAUGCAAAUAUUCGCCUUGAUAAGAACUUGGUACAAGAUAAAGACCACAUCAUGGAACAUUUGGAAGGUGUUAUUGAGAAACCAGAAUCUGAGAUGUCUCCACAAGAGUUGCAGCUUCAUUACUUCAAAAUGCAUGAUUAUGAUGGCAAUAAUUUGUUAGAUGGGUUGGAACUUGCUACUGCUAUAUCACAUGUCCACAAAGAGGAAGGUGGUGAGCAUACCCAGGCAAUGAAGGAAGAAGAGUUGAUUAGUCUAAUAGAUGAUGUCUUAAGAGAUGAUGACAAGAACAAUGACGGAUACAUUGACUAUGCAGAAUUUGCAAAAUCACUGGAAUAAGGUUUUGCAGGGGGCUUGUUUCUCCUUCUAACUACAUGGAAAUGUGAACCAGUAUAAUGUGAUUCAUUACUGUCUCAUAUCAACUUUUGUGCUGUGAGAAGGAGAGGUGUACCAGUGCCAGCUGAAUUUAUUUGAAAGUUCUGUAUGUUAAGAGACCGGCUAACUGAGCGAGAGCCAUGUUUGACUAAACAUAGCUAUCCAUUUGAAUCUUGAAGCAUGGAAGCAUCAACAGUACUCACAUGGAGUACAGCUGGCAAACUCUUAAGUAGCCGUGUAUGAAUACUAAAUACAUCGUAUACAAUCUACAUUUCAGGUUUUCUGUCAUUGGGUUAUAUAGUACUUGGUUGCCUACAUCUUCUAUUUAAGCUUAUAAAAUGCCUAGAAAGCAAGAAAAGAUUACUGCAUAUAGUUGUAUUUCAAGGAUAAAUAUCCUUACCUUCCCACUAAUUUCAAAGGAAAUAUGCAUAUAGGUACAGGUGCUUGAAACAGCAAUUGUAGAGGAAAAGCAGUUGA
Molecule: messenger RNA, 954 nt
Organism: Phaethon lepturus (White-tailed tropicbird)
Lineage: Eukaryota; Metazoa; Chordata; Aves; Phaethontiformes; Phaethontidae
Gene: MCFD2
Product: multiple coagulation factor deficiency 2
Exons: 3
Molecular function (GO): calcium ion binding
Source: RefSeq, a predicted model, not a curated record